Suillus plorans is the source of this 1054-nucleotide messenger RNA. RefSeq lists its product as uncharacterized. Lineage: Eukaryota; Fungi; Basidiomycota; Agaricomycetes; Boletales; Suillaceae. The record is from RefSeq and is a predicted model, not a curated record. Bases 240 to 980 code for a protein of 246 amino acids. The transcript has 4 exons.
AGUAUAGUUUCAACAAACGCCGGUCAAGUCACGAACGGUCAUCUACCUCUCAGGAUGGAUUCCUAGGGAUCUGACAUCAAGAAGUUCUCUGCAUCAUCUUCGGCAAAUACCCACAGCGUGACAGCGUGUUGCUAUGCUAUUGCGCAAGCGCUUAUAAUGACUUGAAGGGGUACUUAAACCCACGUAUUACACCAGCGGAAGGCAAGUCAUCCAAGACAACCUUUCAACCACUUUCAAUCAUGAAGCUCGUCUUAACAGGUGUCACUGGUGCUGCUGGUAUCCAGAUCUUUCGUCAAGCAGUAUUGGAUGCAGCUAUCACGAAGAUCACGGUGCUCUCUCGUAGAGCACUCCCAUCAUGGAUGGAUAUACCCGAAAACGACAAGACAGAAGUCAUAGUUCUGAAAGACUUCUUGGAUUACCCUAGUGAUCUCCCUGCUCGUCUGGCAGGGCAUGACGCUUGCAUUUGGGCACUGGGAAAGAGUUCAGUAGGCCUGUCAGACGAAGAAUAUACUCGCAUCACAUACGACUACACCACGCACUUUGUGGACUCCCUGCAAGAAGCAGGGACGAAGGACAAAACGGGAGAGCCUUUCAGAUUUGUUUUUGUUUCAGGAGAGGGCGCAGAUCCAUCUGGCAAGAGUAAUGUCAAGUUUGCGAGAAUCAAGGGCAUGACUGAAAAAGCUCUCUUUGAUCUCCCUCCGUCCUCCAACAUCAAUGCAUCUGUCAUGCGGCCUGGUUACUUCUUCCCUUUCAAAGCGUCAGACCGAGAGAACAUUCGUUCACGAACAGCAAGGUCUAUGGAUUGCCUCAUGACGCCCAUCAUGAAGACCAUCCUACCCUCCAUGUAUAUACCGAUCGAGGACCUCGGGCUUUUCGCCGUAGAGGCAGCUAAGGGCCGAUGGUCAGAUGAGAAGUUAUUUCCAAACUCAAGAAUGAGGGAGUUGAUCAAGGCAUCGCGCACUCUGGAAAACCAGCAGUGAACAACACUGGCAAUCAGAAGACUGCAUACAUAUCAUAUCCUACAUCAUAUAUUAUUACAUAGCUGGAGUUUCCU